This is a messenger RNA of Bicyclus anynana (squinting bush brown), 742 nucleotides long. RefSeq lists its product as uncharacterized. Lineage: Eukaryota; Metazoa; Arthropoda; Insecta; Lepidoptera; Nymphalidae. The transcript is spliced from 3 exons. The record is from RefSeq and is a predicted model, not a curated record. Bases 258 to 719 code for a protein of 153 amino acids.
UGAUCAAAACUCAAAAGUCAAAGUCAAAACAAUAAACAUUAACAAAUUAUGCCAAAACUCAAAGAGUAAUUGAACUUUCAUUCUUUAUAUUUGUAUUAUUAUAAUUUGUUUGAAACUUUGCUACAAUUAUGCUUGACGAAAUUGUUAACAUGAUAAUAACAAAAAUGAUACGAAACUAUAGUCUUGUGAUUUGCAAUAACCUAUGUUUACGUAAUAGUUAAAUUAGUAUUGCCAAAAAGGAGAAGCAGUUCAAUGCAAUGUCCUUAAUUACUGUGGGUAUAUUAAGCAGAAAGAACUUUGCUACACUAUCCACAGUUCGUUUCUCGUCGAAACCGACAUCCGCAGAAGUAUUAACUGCAUAUUUAUCACAAUGUAAUGAACCUCCUUGGACCUCAUAUUUUGUUAAGUACAGCAGCGUGAAAGAUAGCCAGUUUGGUAUGUCCAAUUUCAACUGGAAAGUUGGCAAAUCAAACUAUCAGAUAUUGAGAACUGGAUGCUUCCCUUACAUCAAAUAUCAUUGCUCUCGGAAAGAAGCUGAGGACUUGGAUGCAUCGGACAGAUUUAUGAGAAUCAUCAAAGUUGUUAACUUAGGUAUACCUUGUCUUCUUUAUGGGCUAGCAGCUACACAGUUGAUAAGGCACUCGGAAGUCGUGUACACAUCAAAGGGAACUGUUACAAUUUAUUUCUUGUUACCAGAACAUAAGGGUUCUUUUUAUUGAAUAUAUUUUUAUAUAACUGGUUA